Molecule: messenger RNA, 900 nt
Organism: Xiphias gladius (swordfish)
Lineage: Eukaryota; Metazoa; Chordata; Actinopteri; Istiophoriformes; Xiphiidae
Product: pyridoxal-dependent decarboxylase domain-containing protein 1-like
Exons: 4
Biological process (GO): carboxylic acid metabolic process
Cellular component (GO): intracellular membrane-bounded organelle
Molecular function (GO): carbon-carbon lyase activity; pyridoxal phosphate binding
Source: RefSeq, a predicted model, not a curated record
GUAUGAGAAUGGUUCAGCCUACUUCCAUGAGGAUAAUAGGGAUGGCCUCGUCAAAGUUUGCCGGCUGGUCAUCAAUGCCCGCUAUGAAGAAUAUGCCUCUGAGGGCUAUGCAGUUCUCAGCUCAAAACAGCCAGUCAUCUACCAGAGUGCGUCUUGCCGGCCUGGUCUGGGACAGCACUUGUGUAGCCAGCUUGGUCUGCCUCUCUCCAGUUUGUGCACAGUCCCAUGCAACACCAUCUUUGGAUCCCAACACCAAAUGGAUGUUGCCUUGUUGGACAAAAUAAUCCAAGAGGACAUAGAAGCUGGGAAGCUUCCUUUGCUGUUGAUUGCCAGCGCAGGCACCCCGGGGGCAGGCCAUACAGACAAGUUGGGUCGUCUGAAGGACCUUUGUGAUCAGUACAACAUGUGGCUUCAUGUAGAGGGGUGGGUCAAUUCUCUUCCUCUACAAUAGAUUGACUUAAAGAAACAGUUAAUCAUUUUGGAAAAUGUGUUUGUUUAGUUUUUUCCUGAGAUUGAAAUGUUCAGCUGAAGAUCAGUCUCAUCUCUGCGUUAAGUACAGAGUUGGAGGUAGGAUCUGGUUAGUUUAGUUUAGCAUAAAGCCUGGAAGCAGUGGGGAAACAGUUAGCCUUGCUCUUUCCAAAGUUCACAAAUACACCACUCACUACUUAAUACAAUGUUUGUUGUUUACUUUGUACACAAACAGAAAUGACAAAAUGACAAGUUAUGGUUUUAUGGGGAGUUACAUGUUGGAACUAUUUCUUGGUGACCAGUAACGUGACCAGUAAGUCUUAGCCUGGCCAUGAGGUUGCCAGGCAACCAUCUACCUUUUGUCAAGAAAGCGAAUAAACUUCUUUCCUGAACUGUCAGAUUAUAUACGCAAAACUAAUAUACUUACCAUUU